This is a messenger RNA of Wyeomyia smithii (pitcher-plant mosquito), 1140 nucleotides long. RefSeq lists its product as uncharacterized. The coding region runs from base 455 to 1078 and encodes 207 amino acids. Lineage: Eukaryota; Metazoa; Arthropoda; Insecta; Diptera; Culicidae. The transcript has 2 exons. The record is from RefSeq and is a predicted model, not a curated record.
UGCAGCUUUUAUGAAGUAUAUUAUAGUAAACGUCUUUUGCGACAUUUCUAAUAGAGAACAUUAUUGAAGUUGUCAAAGCAUAAAUCAAAAUUAGUAUAUUUAUUAUGUGUCAUUUGGUGUAAGAAGUUCAGGUGGUCCACUAAAGGAAGUGGUCUUUAUUAAGCAGAUCUACCCUAUUUUUUCGCAUGAUAAAUAAAAUCUUCGACAAAUUUGUUUCGUCAAUUUCAACAUUCAACAACGUUUCUCAUUAUUUAAGCGGCGUUACGACUGUGAAUGAUUGCAAUAAUCUAGCAGAUCACAGUAUGCCUUGGAAAAGACGCGUCGUUAAGUUUAUUAAUAAUGUCCUAAAAUAGUUUUUAUUCUCAGGUUUUUAUCAGUUCCAAAAACGAAACGAAAAAUUAGUUCUUUUGAUUUGCUAAGGACGAACUGAUCCUCGGAUACUUCACUGUCGGAUAUGCUUUUACGAACGCAGCGAUCGUUGGUGCUUGCCAGCCAGCGUUCUUUGCUCACCAUAAACAACACCAAUUCUGGACUGUUGUUGCCUGUGUGUUUUAUUCCAUAUCAGCUUUGGUUACAGAUGUUCAACAAGUCACUAACAUCCGAGGCACCACCCAAACAACUUCCCAGCGUGGAUAAAGCUUGCGUUCCAGAAACGCAAUCAAGCGCUACACUUCCUCCAAAGCCAAUUCGAGAGUGCCGUCCGCCAUUGGGUGCAACGACUGGACAAGAAAACCCGACGGGGUAUUUUCAUGAAAUUGGAUCCAAGCUGAAGGGUUGGUACGACUCACUGACCUCGCGGAACUGGAAUGCGACAUGUUCUUCACAAUUGCCGAACAAAGCUAAUAUGGUGCUAUCCGGAAGCGUUGCUUUUUUACGCCGAGGAGCAAUCGUAACCUGGAACGUCACCAUCAGCACGGUACGAAAUACCGUUUAUUGGAUUGGUGUUUUCCUGAACUCACGCGAGUACUUCUACCUCCGGUACUACACGUUACUUUUUUUGGAAAAUGCAGUUCACUAUUCGCGACGUGGACUGUCAGCACUGAUUCGAAGCGUGAGGGACUUGAAAGGCAAGAAGUAAAAAUUCAGUUUGAUUCACUUUCGUGGGGUUCAAUUUGAAUAUUCCAAUAAUAAAUCAGAAGU